AUGACCACUCCAGGAGAAGCAAGAGGAGGAUACGGGAAGUAUUUCACUGGUGGACUACACACUUUACAUGCAUCAUCAACGAGGGAAGAAAUUGAAGAAUGUUAUGAUAAGUGGGCUGACGCUUAUGACAAGGUAGGUAUCUAGAUGCGGUCGCAAGAGAUUGCUGUGAGCGGUAGAUUCUUUUACUUCAUCAGCGUGGAAGCGGGCUCUCAGUAGCAAACAGCGGCACGAGCAGCGAAGCCCACAACAGGUCUAUAAGAAGUCUCAUUAUCUUUUCAGAACCCUCACGCAUUCACAUUGCUCGUAGGGUCGCAGGCUCCAAACGCAUGGCUUUUGCCGCUAGUGUCGUGGCGCCAGUGAAAGCCUAAGCUGCUUCGGCACAAGCGUUUUUUCAACCGUGGGAAAUAAUGAAGCCUUGAGCACAUAAGCCAGCGAGAUAGUAAGGUCUGCUAGGGGUCUAUAGCACCGGUAUUAUUAGUACCAGACCGCCCUGGAAACCUCUCCUGUACUCGUCUCAACUCUUCCUCAACUCUUCCCGCGAGGGAAAAACGCGCAACCUGCUGCGCUGAUAAUGAGGACCUCCUCUUUCGGGCUCAGUUCGUAGGAAAGAAAUUCUACUCUCUCCGCACCUCUACCGCGGAACAUAAAUUGCCUCUGGCACUGAAGAGAGGACGCCGUGGGGGAAAACGUCGGUUUUUUUCUAUUUUCUUAUUGGUUUGUCUAUUUUUUCGUUUGUUUCUUUCUUUUUUUGAAGAUCUUACAUUUAAUAACGUACGAGGAAUGCACUGACAGUUUAUAGGUGAUAAAAUUGUAUUUUCCAAAAAGAAAAUAAAGCUAAAGCUAAAACAACAACAGCCUUAUGCGCCGCACUCCGAAGUUGCUUGCGGCUCUUCGAGGGUUCUGAUCUUUCUCCAGUGCUUCCAAGACUUUAUACUUGUUAUAUUUCCCAUUUCAGGAUCUUAUGUCCGCGGGUUGCGUCAAACAUGAACCAAUGGUUAGAGUUUUCGACGAAGCAAUUAAGAUAGCCAUGCCAAACAAACCGAAAUGCCAAGUCAGAAUAAUGGACAUGGGAUCCGGGACUGGACUUCUGGGAGUGGAGCUGAACAAAAGGGGCUACACAAACGUAGACGCCCUAGAUGUCACUCAGAAAAUGUUGGAUGUAUCUAGGGAGAAGGGCGUCUACACGAAAUUUAUAUGUGCCCAUCUAACGGAGGCGCGGACCCCUGGCAUUGAGGAUGGUGAUUACAAUGCCAUAAUUUCAUCUGGAGUGGUUACAGCGGCUUACGGACAUAUUAGACCACCGGCCUUUUAUGAGAUGAUGAGAGUAAUUAGCGAUGGUAAGUGUGGUGAUUUCCUUUCCUUUUAGUUCCUCUCUAAGCCAUGCUGACUGAGCAAAUCAAGUUUUUCUACUAAGAGAGUCUCAAUGGAGGUCAACCGAGAACUGUCAGGACCUCCAGCCCUUAGGAUUGGCUGUUUUUUUUCUAUACCUCUUACUAAACCGAGUUUGAGUUUUGCACUGUAACUUGCGGACCGAGUUAUUCCUGCUUGUAUUUAUAGCCCAAGCUUGUAACAUGCGGGCCACUGAUAAGUCGGACGAGGUUUCUUUACUGACUGUACAGACAAAAAUAAAGUGGUUAGAAAGAUAUUUUUCAUAUCUUUGAGUUCAAAUAGAGGGGGAAGAUUUCGAUUCAAACAAACUUUUAAAUUUAGCGGGCCGUACAGUUAAAUACACUCAGAAAAAUUGACCAAUCAUAGCGUACGCACUGAGAUGUAAUAAACAACAACUUUUCACCGAAGUGGUGGUAUGUGGUGGAUAAUUACCGAGCCGUGACGAGGGAAAUAUCCACCGCUAGCCACCGAGAUCGAGGUAAAUAGUUGUUUUAGUAUAUACUUGAACAGUAAGAUUAUAUAGCACAUAAGGAUAAUAAUAACUCAUUUAUUCUUGCAACGGUUAUCAUAUUUUCGGGCGCGAGUUGCUCAAAGGUGAAUGGCAAAGGUUAUUCAAAGUUCGAGCAGCCAAUCAAAGCGCGCCUUCAACGCCAUACAUUGUUGUAGUAUAUACUAAAAGGCGCUAUUGACCAAGCUAGAGAUCAAAGCCACGGAAUAUCUAUAGAUCCCUUGCUUUUUUAACAGUCCGAGAAGAAGCAAACAAAAAUUACAACAACAACAACAACAACGAAAACCGAUGUUUACUAUCUGUGUGUCUUUAUUUUUCCAAUUUUAUUUUAUUUUGUUUUAUAAAGGAGGCGUUAUCUAUUUCAACGUUCGCACCAAGGAAAUUCCUGACUUCAGGCCGAGCAUGAAAGAGCUGGAAGAUAAGGGCCUGUGGACGCUUAUCAAGGAAGAACAAGUACCACAUUAUAAUAUUGAAGAUCCUGCUCUACCAAAAAGUACCACUGUAUUUGCGUUUCAAGUUCACCACAAGGAGCUCCACGUUAUUUAA
Pocillopora meandrina is the source of this 2443-nucleotide messenger RNA. The record is from the annotation of a GenBank genome assembly. NCBI's taxonomy places the organism in Eukaryota, Metazoa, Cnidaria, Anthozoa, Scleractinia, Pocilloporidae.